Girardinichthys multiradiatus is the source of this 11214-nucleotide messenger RNA. Its product is annotated as calmodulin-binding transcription activator 1-like. The record is from RefSeq and is a predicted model, not a curated record. NCBI's taxonomy places the organism in Eukaryota, Metazoa, Chordata, Actinopteri, Cyprinodontiformes, Goodeidae. The transcript has 22 exons. Gene Ontology annotation, biological process: regulation of transcription by RNA polymerase II. Gene Ontology annotation, molecular function: double-stranded DNA binding; protein binding; transcription coregulator activity. The coding region runs from base 219 to 4925 and encodes 1568 amino acids. Gene Ontology annotation, cellular component: nucleus.
GCAUCACCGAACGAGGCAGGCUCGCCUCCCAUCCGCCCCCCGCUCCUUCCCAGACCCGCCCCCCUCCUUGAGCCGACCUCGCCGUGCACGCGCGUGGUCCUCCCCUCCACCACCAGCACCGCCACCCCUCCCAUCACUAGGUCGAGGCUAGGAGGAGGAGGAGGAGGAGGAGGAAGAGGAGGAGGAGGAGGAGGGAUGAGGCGCGCGGCGGAGGGGAAAUGGCUGCCGAAAACAAGCCGGAAGGACUGAAGAAGAUACGAAACCCAGAGCGAAUGGUCAGGAUUGCUGUUGGUUACACAGGACACACCCCUCCCAAGAGUGACGAAUCCGACGGCAGCAGCAAUGAGCCAGGCCAGUUAAAGAUCUACCUACCCAAGAAGCUGCUCGAGUGUCUACCCAAAUGUUCCUCUCUGCCCAAGGAGCGCCAUCGCUGGAACACCAACGAGGAGAUUGCUGCGUAUCUCAUCACUUUUGAGAAACACGAUGAGUGGCUGACGACAUCGCCAAAAACCAGGCCUCAGAAUGGCUCUAUGAUCCUCUACAACCGUAAAAAGGUGAAGUACAGGAAAGAUGGCUACUGCUGGAAGAAGAGGAAAGAUGGGAAGACCACCCGAGAGGAUCAUAUGAAGCUUAAAGUCCAGGGGGUAGAGUGUCUGUAUGGCUGCUACGUCCACUCCUCCAUCAUCCCCACCUUCCAUCGUAGAUGCUAUUGGCUGCUGCAGAACCCAGACAUUGUGCUGGUGCACUACCUGAAUGUACCGGCAGUGGAUGACAGCGGGAAGCCUUGCGGUCCGGUCCUUUGCUCCAUCAAUACAGACAGGAAAGAGUGGGCCAAGUGGAGCAAAGAGGAGCUCAUUGGACAACUCAAACCUAUGUGUGCUGGAAGCAGCCUGCAUCAGAAAUGUUCCAGUGUCAAGCAGCGUAUCAUCUCAUCCAAACAGGAAUCAGGAGCAGGAGGAGGGACAGUAUUAGGAACCAGUGUAGCAGCAGGCCAGAGAGCUGAGGAAGCAGAUGGCACAGAGGUCCAGAACAGUGAUGUAUCAGAGGGCCAGACAGAGCCCAAUCCUGGUGGGGGGAGGAGCCGAGCAGGCGGAGCAGAGAGGAGGAAUGGAAGGAUGACCAAACCUUCCCUACUCCCACAGAGCAGCAUGGAGGUGUCUUCUUCCACCUCGACCAACCAGGUGGAGGUGCCCGACACCACCCAAAGCUCCCCACUGUCUAUUGCAAGUGACAUGGCUGACAGCCCAGCUCUUGCCAUUGGGACCGGCUUGUCACAGAGCACUGCUGUGUUUAUGUCUGAGGUCACCACUCUGACCGGGGAUUCGGUUUACUCGGCGGGCCACACCCACCUGCUGGCUUCGACCCAUGAGAGUACCACCACUGGUAUACUGUUGGCUGUUGCCCCUGACAACCAGAGGUUUGCAUCGUUCAGUGGAGGUGUAGGGUUAGGGGAGGGAGGAGAGUUGGUUCUGUCCAGCUCUUUGGACUCUGGUGUAGGAGUCAGCCUUCCCGAGACCACAAUGACCUUUGACCCCGAUUGCUUCCUCAACAAUCCCAAGCAGGGCCAAACGUACGGAGGAGGUGGGGGGAAGAUUGAGGGCUGCAAUGGCGAUGAGGGGGGGCUCCACUGCUCCACUAACGGGUUCAUUUACAACGCAGCACUCGUCAACAACAUCAAAACGGAAGCUAUGCCACUGGAGCAGCCACUUGCAACCCAGAAUAGCUACGUGGGAGAAGGAACCGGCCUCAGCCCCAGCACCACCCUGGAACAGAUGGACUUCAGUGCUGUCAUGUCAUCGGCCUGCGUCUCAGGUCUGAGCCAGCCUUCCCAUCACCCAUCCCCAGGCCUCUUCCUCCAGGCCUCCCCACAGACAACCCAGCCCUCUCAGCUGCAGGUCAACGGCACCAAGACAACCCAGGAAUCCAAUGAAUCCAGAGCCUACAUAGGUCUGCCUUCAGUGGUUACUGACUCUCCAGUCACUAAUGGAGAACCACAUCCACACCUCCACCAAGCAAGCACAGACCAGCAUGCCCUGUGUGCGAGGAAUGGGCAGCCAGCAGCAGUUGGGUCUUUUCCCCUGGCAACACAGGAUGUCGACCAACCAGGCAGCAGGAGUCAUCAGGAGAUCACAGCCCUAGAGAAACCAACAGAAAAUGGAGAAGAUUUACUUCUGAAGGCUGGGGAUUCUCAUGAGGCCUAUGCGAGUGUUGAUGCCAAACAUUAUCUCCAACCCACAGAUGACACUGGAGGGGGGGACGAAGGUGGAGGGGGUGGAGGAGGUGGAGGAGGAGCGGAAAAUGGAGUUAUAUGUAAUGGUGUGAGCAUUUCAGGCACCGUUAGUUCAGUGGUUGCCAGUCCUCAGUCAAUAGGUGUAGGUUCAAACAUUGAGGGUGCUCUCUACAGCUCUCCACUUCCUCAGCAAGGUGCAGGGGUAUCAGCAACAACAGCUGGGGCAGGGGCAGCUAUCAGUCUAGAAGGAUUUGAGGCUUCAUUUGGAAGCCAGUUCUCCGAUCUUAUCAACGAUUUCAUCUCAGUAGAAGGGUCUGGAGGUGGGGUGGUGGCAGCAGUCUCUGGUGUUCUUAUGCCCCAAGAAAGGGCAGCAGGAGAGGAACACAGCACAGCGGCCGGUCAUCUGCAGGGAACUGAGGUGGAGCAGGGGGCGCUGGGAAUGCUCCAGGAGACUGGCAGGCUGUUCGCCGUGACAGACUACUCCCCAGAGUGGUCUUAUCCAGAGGGAGGAGUGAAGGUGUUGAUCACUGGUCCAUGGUUGGAGUCCAGCAGUGAGUACAGCUGUCUCUUCGACCACAUCAGUGUCCCAGCUGCCCUCAUCCAGCCUGGGGUGCUGCGCUGCUACUGCCCAGCCCACGACACAGGACUGGUGAUGCUGCAGGUGGCCAUGGGCGGUGAGGUCAUAUCUUCUUCUGUGGUGUUUGAAUAUAAAGCACGUGACCUACCAGCACUGCCAUCUUCUCAGCAUGACUGGCUGUCCCUGGAUGAUACCCAGUUCAGGAUGUCUAUCUUGGAGCGUUUGGAGCAAAUGGAGCAAAGGAUGGCUGAAAUAACCAAUCAGAACCCCAGCUCAGAAGCCAUGGCAACCAAGGGCGGAGGAGUGGAGGGGGGAGGAGCCAAUGAUCCGCGGUCUCAAAGCUCCCCUGAUCAGAGCACAUUUGAGGGUCGUGUGGUAGUGGUGUGUGAGAAGAUGAUGUCUCAGCCCUGUUGGACGUCUUCUAACCAGCUUGUCCAUAGUAAGAACUCCAGAGGAAUGACGUUACUGCAUCUGGCCGCAGCUCAGGGUUACGCAGGGCUCAUCCAGACACUCAUUCGCUGGCGCACAAAGCAUGCUGACAGCAUUGACCUUGAGCUGGAAGUGGAUCCCCUUAACGUUGACCACUUCUCCUGCACACCACUCAUGUGGGCAUGCGCUUUGGGCCAUACUGAGGCAGCACUGGUUCUAUACCAUUGGGACCCAAGAGCUUUAGCCAUCCCUGACUCCCUGGGUCGCUUGCCGCUGAACAUUGCCCGAUCUCGUGGUCACACUCGAUUGGCUGAGCUCUUGGAGCAGCUGCAGCAGAGUCCUCAAACCAAGGGCCAGUCCGCAGAUAGUUGGAUGGAGAAGUGGAAAGGAGGGCCACAGAACAGUGGAAUCAGCAACAGCCCCAGCACUAAUCCAAGCCCAGAGGUGAGAAGGAACAGAACAGAGAGCCAACCAUUAAACCAGAACCACAGCUGGAGCCAAACUGGCUCCCAACCAGGAGCCAACGUUGAACAAGUAGGCCCGCCCCCAGCCAAACGACUCAAAUCUAACCCUUCAAAUCAGCAACAGCUUGCUAACUCAAUCCCUGGAACCAACACUAUCAGCUCCCACUCCGACUCUUCCCCGAGGCAAAGUCCUCUUCGAUCCCAAAAAACUGACCCCAGCUAUCAGAGAACACCUCUUUCCAGCUCCACCUCUGAACGGCCUCAGUUCCCCAGUGCCCCGUUCUCUCACCUGCAGGCCAGGAUAAGGGGGUCUGAGGGGGGCAAUAUGUGGAGCCUGAGACGGUCUCUUGGACAAAACAGUCUGGUCAGAAGAAUUCAAGGAAAAGAGCGUUUGGCCAUUCAUCUGCGGCAGAGAGUGCUGUCUGACAGGGGAGAGGAAACUGAGCUGCUGACCUAUCAGGAUAACACAGACGACUUACAGGUUGACAUUACGAUGCUUGCUGAUCACAUCAUGGAUCCUUCAGCUGGAAGGCCUAAGCCGACUGCAGGCCCUGAAGCAGAUUCUGCAAAGGUUGGGAUCAGCAGUGAUGUAAAGUCACUAUCUGGUUACCUUGAUGAGGUCGAAAGGUUUUUGAAAUCUAAGCCCCACGCUACAAGCCCCAAACCAAAUGUACUCUCAGGGCUGGAGGAGCAGGAGACUCCUCACACCAACCAAGCGCCCUUGUCUACCUUUGACUGGAGCUCCUUCCUCUGUGCAGCUAUGAAAGAGGAGAAGUUGAAAGCAAACUCUUCUUGUCUAGCCAUGACUGAGGCAAAGCAGCAAGAGCUGUAUGAAACCAUCAGGCAUGCUCUGCACUCCCUCAGAAAACACAAGGGUCCCAUUCAGGAACAACACAAAGAGAUCGCAGCAGUGAUUCAACGCUGCUACAAGAGAUACAAGCAGUAUGCACUUUAUAAGAGGAUGACUUUAGCAGCCAUCCUGAUCCAGAGUCGUUUCCGGAGUUUCCACGAACAGAGGAAGUUCCAGCAGAGCCGUAGAGCAGCGGUCCUCAUCCAGCAAUACUACCGCUCCUACAAGCACUCCCUCAGCAGCCUCCUAACUAAAAAACAGAACCAGGCUGCUCGUAAGAUCCUGAGGUUCCUGCUCCGCUGCCGCCACAGCCCCUUGAUGGACCACAGACCUCUGAAACAGGGCCAGAGAGCAGAGAAAGGCCAGGGGUCCUGAGAAUGCAUCACCAGGCCCUGCACACAGCCCCCUCAGCCUGUGAGCAAUCUACCCCACACCACCCCCACUCCCCAAUCCAUCUUUCCUCCAGUCUCCCUCCCUCCCUACCCUCCCUUCCUGUUGCAUUUUCCAACCUCUCCUCGUGCCCUCGUCUCUCCUCCUUGCUCUCAACCUUCCUGGCCUCAUUUCUCAAGAGGAAAAAAAAAACUCUUCCCUAACAGACUGAGGACAGGACAGGUGUCCAUCAUGGCAGCUCAGACUGACAGACUGCUGGGCAGAGCCCCAGAACCAGGCUCUGCUCACAGCACUGAUUCUCCUCCAGUUUAACUGGGAGGCCAUCACAUUAACCUCAUGGCAUUCUUUGCACUCCUCAUGGGUAUGUUUCUUUGCAAGAGCAAGUUGUCGAGCAGGAUAAGCAGAAAAAAGAACAAAAGAGGAAGUGCCUGACGACGACAUCCUGCUGUUUAAGGCAGCAGCUGGAUGUACUGAAGAGGCUCCGGCGGUGAACAGCUGGCUCAAGAAAGAGGCAACUUUGACAUGCAAAAAACACACAAAACCCGCUGUGUUUUUUUGUAUUAAAAUAGAGAUCUGUGAAAGAAUAAGAAACCAUAAACCAAAAAAACUCACUUCUAUGUUGCAUUUGCAUGCAAGGUUUUCCCCCCCGCUUAUUCCUCCUCUAUAUCAUCCUACAGAGCUACAGUGGCAAACCAUUCUGCUGAUUCAGUAUCUCACAGUAUCACCCAACCACUCUGACUCACAGGCUUAUGAAGCUAUUAGUCACCUAAUCAAAAAAAAAAAAAGGGGGAGGAACUGCACUUGAAUGUACGAGGAGCAUUGUUAGAUAAAAGGGAAGCGGCCUGAAUAACGAUGUCUUAAUUUGCUACAUGGACUUUGUAUGGAGUCGUUCUCAGCGGCAGCACUUUUGCUCGCCUGACGUGGUGUGUCCGUGUUCGUUCAAUUCAAUGCAUGUGUUUGAGCUAUGAGCUCCUGCAUGCUUGCCAAACUGCUUUAGUGUUGUUUCUUUUUGUAUUUCUAUGUGUAAUUGUGUCUCAUGUCUUCAUCAACCUAUCCUUACCCUGUGUAAUGUGAACCGUGUAAGGACAAAUGACUUCUUUUGGGUGCUUUAUUUAUUAUUUAUUUAUUUAAGGGUCUAAUUCUUUGUUUAACAGGCUCAAGAGUGGUUUAGCUCGAGACCCAAACCCCCUCCCCUGCCGGUGUGAUAAAAUAUGACAUGUUCCAAUGGUUAAACGUCUCUGUUAGUUUGUUCUGCGUGAACCUCCAAAUCCUAACUGUGGUUUUAAGGACAGAGUCACAUAACAUUGCCUUGACUUCUUCUUGACUCCGAGAGGUCUCUAUGCUUGCUCUGUAAAGGACAUGGGUCCUAUACUUGCCCCCAUACAGGGCACUGCUCCCUGUAUUAGCCCUGUAUGGGCGAUCAAAUCCAUAUUUUGGACUAUUGCAUAUUUCUGUACAUAAACUGACGAGGUAAGGGGAUACAAGGACCCUGAAACUUUUUCAUAAGAAGACUGUAUUUAAGAUUAUAAAUUAUUUUACUUCCCGUAACAAGAACUUUAGACAGAGAUCUGGGUACACAGGACGGCAUAUUGCUUGUAAAUAAUGUAGAUAAUACAAACGGAGUAAUGUGCAUGAGAUUUAAGACAAAAGAAACAUCUAAAAGAACACGCUAGUGGCUAAGGACUGUGAGAGGAUUUUAACUGCUUCACUUUAAGAGUAUCCAGUAUAAGUGUUAUUGAAAAAGAACAUUUUCUUAAAAGCAUGCAAACAAAAAAUCUAACAUUAGAACUAUAAGUGGGAAAACAAACUAAGCUGAAACCAUGAUCUUUCAGACAAAAAAAAAACAUUUACACUUUGUGCUUUUGUUUCUUGGCUAGCAAAAAUUAAACCCAUUUUGCCAGUAGUGCCAAUCAUUAUGAAUGCUAUUUUUGCUUAACAACACAGUAUGUUAUGCUGGGGAAACCAGUACCCAGAAGUUAUCAGUAAGAUCCACAGAGGCAGCACAUGCUGACAAUAAACCAUAGUAACCUAGUAAUAGCUCAGAUGUAGACCUACAAGUCCUGAAGUUUGUCUAAAAUGGUAGACUUAUGCAUAAAACGGUGAUGGGGACUUUGCAAGUAUAACAGAUGAUGCUGAUGAUGCUAAUCGUGCCGAUGACUAUGAUGUUCAAAUGUAAAUGCUAUGACUGGUGAACCAUAAAGGAAAGAGGAUGUCACCGUGGAUAUAAAAAGUCUGCACACACAAAAACUUACUUUUUUUACUUAUAUAACCUGUAAAACUCAAAUGUAAAUCUUUUGAAAAUAAAAAUAUUAAAUAAAGUGGUUGCAUAGGUUUAGACAACCCUGAUCUAAAACUCUACAGAACACAGUUCUAUUAUUAUUACACCACUCAGUCUAUUUGGGUAGGAGUCGAUUAUCAGGACAUAUGUUACCUUGGCAAUAUUUGCUCACUCUCUUUGAAUAGUGAUCCAAACCUGUUCUCCUGUGAACCGCCCUCUUCAGAUCAAAGGUCUGAGCACUGGCUGAGCUACUCCAAAAUGUGUUGAUUUUAAUAUAACCUUUGGUUCGCUGUGGUGCAGAAAGAUGAAGUUCCUCUUCAUCCUCUGUUUUCUGGCAGUUUUCUACCUGAAGGUUUUGUGCCAAGUGUUUAACUAAAACUUCAGGUCCACCAAAACGAAAACCGGCCAUAAAACAUGAUCCUGCCACCGCCAUUCUUUACUGUGUUACGAUGUCUUUUGGUUAUGCGAAGUGUUACUUUUACACCAAACAUACCUUUUGGAAUUAUGGCCAAAAGGUUCAACCUUAGUUUCAUUGGAGCAUAAGACACAUGUAUAUGCUUUCUGAAGACUUCAAAAGUGGUUUUGCAGAUUUUAGCCUUGUAGGUUAUCCUCCUUGUAGGAAAGAGCAUCUGUGUUGCCAUCCUAACCUCUUAGCCCAGAAAUAUGAGCAAUAAUGGAGAUUGUUGUCACAAGUACUUGCCAGAUAUUUAUGCUGCCCUUUAAAUGGUAGUGUGGGCCCAUUGGCAGCCUCCUUGACCAGUUUUCUUUUUCUCCUGCCUGAUAUCUUUUCACAAUAAGAUCCCUUUGGUGCUUUGGAAGCUCUCUGCAGACCACGGCUUAUGCUGUGAGAUAGGAUCUAAGAAAUGUCAGAAAAAUCUACUAAACAUGUUGAACUGUAUUUGGGAUUUGAACACAGCCAAAUCUCUGGGUAAAAAAGAAUGCACACUUUUGUGCAACCACUAUAUUUUAGGGUUGUUUUUUUUUUUGAUUCACUUCAAAGAUUUCAGUUUGUAAAGGUGGAAAAAAUUCUGAAAUUAUUUGUCUUUGUUACAUUUUUUAAAUCACAAAAACAUCAUUUGAACCGGGGUUGUGCAGACUUUUCAUAUCUGCUGAACAUCCCUUACUGUGUGGUUGUGCUCCAGCAACACAUUCAUUUUUAUUAAGACCAUCAAUCACACCUACAGCAGACCCAGCCCGGCCUCCAGUCAAUGCUUUCCAUCUUCAAACAGAAUGUCUCUGAACUCAUGGUUUGUUUCAUUUCUUUCCCUUUUCUCCUCAUUGUCACUGCCAUAAUUGUAUGACAUGUACUUUAACCUUGUGGAAAGCUCUGUUUAGAAAGUGCCUGCUCAACAACAAACAAACUAAUAUCAGGAAGUAUUGUACAUUCUCCAAAAUGUUCCCAGUUUCUCUUUAUUUUCCUAAAUUGUGUGUUAAAAUUGAACUUGACAGUGUUCUACUCUCUGUUAAAAGUCCUAAUUUAUCUGGUAUGAAUGGAUGCUCAUGGCCUAAUUGACAAUAUGUGUUACUUUGUCGGGUUAACAGAUAUGAUAGUAUCGCCCCUACCUUUGUGUGUACUUAUUAGAGGAGGAAAAAAAAAAACUUUGAAUUUUGCUUCUGUCUAUGAGAGGCACUCUCACGAGUCACUUCGCAUCAUCACCAUUGCGAGGCCUACGUUUUUUUCUAAUUCUCACUCCUAUUUUUGUUCCCAGAAAAUAAUUGUGCAACAUUAAAACAAAGCAGAACUCUGAAGUCUUUAGCUGGCUAAAUAUCUUUCACAGACAUCCUCUUUGUUUUUUGUUUUUUUUUGCUGUCAGUCUCUCAAUCCGACAUGCUCACACACAGUGUGGAAUGCAAAAGUACACAGUCUGGUGCACAUGGAAAUAAGGCCACACUCUUUCUCUCGUGUGCUUACGUCUUUGGGAGGCAUGAAAUCUCUCCCUUAGAUUAUACUCAGGGUUGAAGAACAGGGGGAUGGUAUGUGGAUUGCAUUAACUGCUGGCACACAGGUGCCCCAGAUGUGGAGGCUGUGGUACAUUUGGAUGUACUUAUGUGUGUGCACAUUGUUUGGAAUACAUCAGCUGUCCAUUUAUUGUCUAGCACCUGCAAAUUUUAACAUAUUAAAAUUUGACAUGCAUGUUCUUAUAUCCCAAAAGAAUCUGCAUCAUUCAAGGUGUGUCAUGGAUGAAGUUUUCAACAUGGUAGAAUAUUGUUAUUUUUGCUGAUUUUGCUUACAUUUUAAAUGACAUUCAAAGCAAGUAAUAAGAAAUCGCAUUGAUUCAGAUGUUCUGGAUGUUCAAAUUACAGUGUCUUGUGAAAGUAUAAUUAGCCUUGAACUUUAUUACAAUUCCUCACCUUACAAUCACAGACUUUAACAUAUUUAAUUUGAGAAAAAUUAUACAUGGUUUUUAAAAUAUUUUAGUAAUAAAAAUAUGAAAAAUGUGGCGUGCAUUUAAUUCAGCCAGCUAUAUCAAUUCUGUGCAGAAUUAAAUAGUGGUGCAAUUAAAGCUGCACGUAAGUUGAGGUUUGUCUCUACCAGCUCUACCAGACCCAGAGAGAUUGAUAUUUCUGUCCUAAACAAUCCCACUGUAGCUCUGGCUGUAUAUUUAGUUGUUUUGCUGGAAAGUUAACCUCUGACACCGUCUUUUGCCGGCAGAAGGUUUUCCUCCAGGAUUGUCAUCUUUUUAGCUCCAUGCAUCUUCUUAUCAACUCUGGCCAGCUUACCUUCCAUAAAUGCCAGUGUUUGGAGCAUCAAACUUACCAUACUCCUGUCAACAGAUUCUCCCAGCUGAGCUCUGCAGCUCCUCCAGAGUACCACAAGCUCCUUGACUGGUUCUUUGAUUAAUGGUCUUUCUGCCCAUCCUGUAAGUUUAAGUUGAAGGCCAUGUCUUUGUAUGUUUGUGCCAUACUUUCCAUGCUCAGAUGAUGGAUUGAACAGAGCUCUGUGAGAUGUUCAAAGCUUGAGAAAAGGAAGCUGAAUACAAAUGGCUGCCACACUUUUUAGAUAUAUAUUUAAAACAUUUUGGAAAUCAUGUAUCUUUUCCUUUCCACUUCACAGUUCGUGAGUUGCAUAAAAUCCCAAUAAAAUACAUGCAUAUUUGUAGUUAUAACAAGACAAAAUAAGAAAAACUCAAUCGUUAUGAAUACUUUUUAAAGGCACUGUAAUUAACACACCUCCAUCAUCAUUAAAACUUUUAUGACUUUUUCAAUUUAUUAAUCAUACUGAUGGACAGCCAUGGUGAGGCCAUGGUGAGGACAGUUCCUGUUUAACACACAUUAAACUGUACUUCCUCUCUCACCAACAAACCUGAAGAUGACAUCCUAAAACUCCUUCACAUACGUACACAGGCAUCAGUCCAUCAACUUGUACAAUACACAAAAUACUAUCCCAAACAACAGAAACUCCAUCAUUAGGGUCUUGUUUGGCAGAGGAUGGUAACUGUAAAGUGUAUGUACGUAACUAAGAAAAACUAAAGAUUAAAAGGUAAGAGACUUUGCCAUAGUAAAAAGGUGGUAAACGUGCGCAGAGAUAGCCUCUGGUCUCAUAAGUCCGCCUAGAAAUGAACCGCAUAACCUUUCAGGCCUUGUUUCAAGAGGGCGUGGCCAAACACCAUAUUGCAUGCUAGACUGGUAGACCCUUAUAGAUAACCUAUGGCUAGACAACUCCUUGCCUUCCUCCUCUUUCACCCUGUCUUCUCUUUCUCUCUCAUCUCCUGCUGUACCACCAUCUUGCCUGCUGUUGUGUUCUCAUGCCGAUCUCAGCUUCUCAUUUCUCUCUUUUUUUGUAGCCUAGUUUUUAAUCCUUCUUUUUGUUUGCUUUACAAACAUGCAUGCACAAGCAUCACUAACUUGUUGAUGUUUUCAAAAUAAUAUUUUGUUGCUGAGGCCAUGCAAAGUGUUUUUGAAUAUUGCCCUUAUAUGUGGAAUAUGUCUUCUGAAUGCUUUACAUAAUUUCUGCUGUAAAAUUAAAUCAGAAUAAAAAGAAAAUUUGCACUUUAA